CCCCCCUCCCUGCCCUUUGCCCUAGAUAUUGGUUCUUUCCCAGAACCCCCCGGGGUGGGGCCCCAUCUCUGCCCCGGCCUCGAAUUCCUGCUUGGAAAACUCAGGGGCAGCGACAGGACUUUCGACGAUGCCUGACCCGGCGGCGGCGGGCGUGGUGCCGCGGGUGGGUUCGGUCCGGGCCGCUGGCCUCCUGUGAUCGCCAAGGCGAGCGUGCACAGGUGCAGCCAUGUCUGUGAUGGUGGUAAGGAAGAAGGUGACGCGGAAAUGGGAGAAGCUACCGGGCAGGAACACCUUCUGCUGCGACGGGCGAGUCAUGAUGGCCCGGCAGAAGGGCAUCUUCUAUCUCACGCUCUUCCUCAUCCUGGGGACGUGCGCUCUCUUCUUUGCCUUUGAGUGCCGCUACCUGGCGGUUCAGCUGUCGCCCGCCAUCCCCGUCUUCGCCGCCGUCCUCUUCCUGUUCUCCAUGGCUACGUUACUGCGGACGAGCUUCAGCGACCCCGGGGUCAUCCCUCGGGCCCUGCCCGACGAAGCCGCCUUCAUCGAAAUGGAGAUAGAGGCAACGAAUGGAACGGUGCCCCAGGGCCAGCGCCCACCCCCUCGCAUUAAAAACUUCCAGAUCAACAACCAGAUAGUGAAGCUCAAGUACUGUUACACCUGCAAGAUCUUCCGGCCCCCGCGGGCCUCCCACUGUAGCAUCUGUGACAACUGUGUGGAGCGCUUCGACCAUCACUGUCCCUGGGUUGGGAACUGUGUAGGAAAGAGGAAUUAUCGUUACUUCUACCUCUUCAUCCUGUCUCUCUCGCUCCUCACUAUCUACGUCUUCGCCUUCAACAUCGUCUACGUGGCCCUCAAAUCCUUGAAGAUUGGCUUCUUGGCAACAUUGAAAGAAACACCAGGAACUGUUCUGGAAGUACUCAUCUGUUUCUUCACCCUCUGGUCUGUCGUGGGGUUAACUGGAUUCCAUACUUUCCUGGUGGCCCUCAACCAGACCACAAAUGAAGAUAUUAAAGGCUCCUGGGCCGGGAAGAACCGGGUGCAGAACCCAUACAGUCACGGCAAUAUUGUGAAGAACUGCUGUGAGGUGCUGUGCGGCCCUUUACCCCCCAGCGUGCUGGACAGAAGGGGCAUUUUGCCACUGGAGGAAAGCGGAACCCGACCCCCCAGUACUCAAGAAAGCAGCAGCAUUCCCCUGCCACAGACUGCAAUCCCUACAGAACCCACAAGCUCCAGUCAGCCGCCAGAGAAAGCCAAUUUUCCUGCAAAAGAGAUGCCACCCAACGGGCCGGGGAAACCACUGUUCAGCCCAGGGACUCUUCCGGAGACCGAAGAAGCCGAGAAGUAACGUCUGUUCCCAGAAGAGAACUUUUUUCGUUUAAUGAAAGUGAGGUAGGGGAGAAGACAACAGAGACGGAGGGUGAGCGAGCGGUCCCCUUUGCCAUUUUGCUUUCGUCUUUUUUCACCUGAUUCUGGACUGGAAUAUACUUGGUGCAAGCUGUUUUCCCUGGACUCGAAGCACGAACGGAAGACGUGGCUCACGCGGAGGAGCCGGACGGGACCUGGGGACCCGGGAGCGGUCCGGCCAGCGCCCCUGCUCGUCUGGUGGCCUCCGCGGGCGGUCCCUCCGGCCCCCCGGAAACGCCGGCUCUCCUGGGUUGGUCUCGCCUCUGGCACCGUUGGGGCACGUGGCAGCGGGCCUGCCCGGCUUGGCCAGCUGCGGGGGUCUGGGGAGGGGAGGGAGCUGCAUGGCUGAACCCUGACGUGAAUCCUGGCUGGCUCGGUGUGACGUAGGGUGGAUUUGGGUACACCCCCGGGAAUUUGAGAGAGCAGAGGGAGGGACGGGGUCGGGUUUGGAAGAGCCUCCGUGCCAUUUGAGUGCCAAUGAUGCCAGGUAACAAAUACCGUUCUUUGGAGGGUGGGAUCUGUCCCCCGGAUACUUGUAUUUAUUAAUGUAGCUCCCCUCUCGGCCCUCCCUCCCCGCCAACACCCUUCACACCCCUCACACCCUCAUCCACCCCAAUCCCACUCUUUUUCGAUUAGCUAGAAGUAAACAAAUGACUUUAUUGCGUAGUAGUUUAGUGAGAUAACAAUUCCCCCACUUCCUAGCCCACCUCUAUCUUUUGAUGUCUGUAUCCGUCUCAGUAAGCAAUUGUGAGAUGCCAAUGGCAAGCAGCACCACCUUCCUUUUCUAUCUCUCUCUCUCUCCCUCCCUCUCUCUCUCUGUCUCGUCUCACUUUCCUUUUCUCUUCCGUCCUUUCCCCCUCCCCGGUCUUCCUCUUUGCUCUGGUCGGGAGGAGUGACGGCCACCACAGUAGUACAACUCGGUUUGCACUUUGCGAGCACCUCUCCGAGUGCUUUUAUAAACACUAGAUCCUCACCGGGUCCGAGUGAGGAAGGAAUCGUCCCUUAUUCCCAGACGAAGAAAUCAUGGCACCGAAGAGACCGAAUCAUUUUCCCCGGUCCCAGAAGACAGGCCGGGGGCGGAGCUGGGAUGGAAACCCGGGAGCGGCUAUUUCGGGCGAUUCCGUUCUGUCCCGGGCGGCCAUACUUCCCUGCGGAGACGGGUACCCGAGUGGGUCCCGCUUAUGGAUUUCCACCCUCGGCUGACUCGGUGGCUGGGGGGAAUGCUGGGACAACCGGACCUUGGGCGCGGGAGGUAGUGAGGGGCAUUUAUUGUUUCGUGGCACUGCCUCGCCCGGGAGCUAGCUGUGCUUGGGACCUGCACUCUGUGUUUCAGGGAAGAGGACAUGUGCAUUAAAUGUGACUCUGUUUAAGAGAUAACGUGUGUUCUCCCAUCCCUUUACGAGCCACAGUCGUUGUGGAUGGUUUCAGGGUCGAGAGGGGGAAGGGGGGGUAACUGGAGUUUUUUUUUUAAUCUGUCUGAAGGUGAUUAAACUGUGUCUGAUUUAAACCUCCUGCUUCCUUCUCCUUUCCCCUUCCUCAUCAGGAGCGCUGAGGGGCCGGGGCAACUUGGAUCCUUCCCACCGCUGCCAUUCGGAGACUCGCUGUGCUCGGGAGGCGGGGAUCGGGUCUACCAACUCUGGCGUACUCUCUCUGGCACUUAGCUCGGUGCUCUUUGAACAUAGUCGGUGCUCGUAAAUAGGAUUAAUUGAAGCCCAGACCUCAACUUCAGUGGAGAGAUCAUGAGAUUUCUUUUCUGUACCGAAUUCCCAUUUCCCCUUUGCCGCGGGAAUGGAAAUAAACGGUCUUCUCGGCAGCGCACCUCUGGGGACUUUUCUAUCCUGGAGAGAAGGGAGUAGAUGGGGUUUGUUUCCUCUCACUCACUGCCUCUGAGCCCCGGGGCAGAGUUAUUGUAGAGAGCAGUCAAGAAUGGUGAAGGAUGACUAAGACCGAACCCUUAUAGGGUUUGGAAUUGCUAGUUCACAGCGGGGGGAGUGGGGGUGAUUGCAAAAGGCCAUUUUCUAGUCAGGCCUCCCCAGACUGUUCCUCUGUGGGGGUGGGAGCGAGGCUUGCCCCUCCUCCAGCUGCUCAAAGUCAGUGUCCCGGGAGGCCGGGGCUCAUGGAAUUGCAGGGAAGUUCGUUGCAUCGUUGUUCUGCUGCGAAGGAGGCAGUACUCAAUUCCAGUCCGUAAGUCUAGUCUGAAGAACCGCUUCCCUCUCACGUCGGGAAUCUCUCCCGCUUUCUUUCCCUUUACAAAUCGCUCUUUGGUGUCUGGGAUCUUGGCCAGGGGAACGAUUCCAUUCAAACCCUGAUACGAUCGCGCUAACCAGAUGAGAUAAUCUCGAGACUUUAUUAUGACCGAGAGGAGGUUGGAGAACUGAUUUCCCCCAGAGCGGGUCAAGUAUUGUUUAGCCUUUUCAAUGGCUGAUUCCUCUUUCUGGCCGACCGACGAAGGGUGGGAUCUGCCGUUGGCUGGUCCCUAAUGUGCCCCACUUCCUUAGGCAGGUGGGGUCAACUUGGGGCUGGAAUUGACCCCUAGGCACCUCGGGGACAGGAUGGGCGGGGCUGGCAAAUUCCCUUCGUAUGACAUCUGUGUGUGAGUGUGGGUGUGUAUGUGUGUUGGGGGUGUGUGGUUGCAUCGUAACCUCUCGCACCCCCCACCCCAGUGCUAAAUGUCGGGUUGGACACGACGGCCAAAUUUCCCCGCCCUUCGUCCCCCUCCCCAUACCCUCCUACCAAUCAGAUCUUCCAAUUUGUUGGAAAAAAUGUAUUUUUGUUUUAAGUAUAUUUUCUAAUUUCAUGCAAUUUAAUAUGUAGAACUCGGCACUUUUGGCGUGAGAUUACAAACGUGUGGUGGUUUUGA
Molecule: messenger RNA, 4261 nt
Organism: Ornithorhynchus anatinus (platypus)
Lineage: Eukaryota; Metazoa; Chordata; Mammalia; Monotremata; Ornithorhynchidae
Gene: ZDHHC9
Product: zinc finger DHHC-type palmitoyltransferase 9
Exons: 10
Coding region: 227-1342 (371 amino acids)
Biological process (GO): protein targeting to membrane; peptidyl-L-cysteine S-palmitoylation
Cellular component (GO): Golgi apparatus; endoplasmic reticulum
Molecular function (GO): protein-cysteine S-palmitoyltransferase activity
Source: RefSeq, a predicted model, not a curated record